AGAAGAAGAGAGGGGAGGGACUGAGGGAUGGAGAAGCUUUGGUCCAUCCCAGGAGCCCGGCCACCCUGAUCCUAGCUAAGGGACCUAGUAUUCUGGGGGAGGGGGUGGGUGUGACCCAGCAUAUAGUGAUUUGUUCCUCCUGUUUCUCUUUCCUCCAAAGGAGCGGCUCUCUACACCCCAAACCCUGCCCACUUCCUCAUUUCGGGGCAGUUUAAGGACAGAGUUCUCCCUUCCCCCAGUCUCCCAGGACACACAUUUACACCUACUAGGACCUGCCUUCUGAGGGCCUCUGGGUCACGCAAAGGCCCCGCUAUCUCAGGGAAUCCUCAUCAUCAAGAAUACAGCCAGGGUCUGACGUCUGGCUCCUAGACCCAACCACCAUGGAGGAACCCCUUCUAGGAAGUGAGACGCCAGACUAUGAGACCUUCCCGGAGAAGCCGGACCAGCAGCAAGAACAGGAUUAUAUCAGAACCCUGAAGAAUAAGAGGCUAUUCCUGGCCACCUUUGCAGCAGUGCUGGGAAAUUUCAGCUUUGGCUAUGCAAUGGUUUACACAUCCCCAGUCAUCCCAGCUCUUGAGAGAUCCCCCAACCCAGCUUUACGAAUGAAUAAGAUGCAGUCUUCCUGGUUUGGGUCCGUAUUCACCUUGGGAGCAGCUGCCGGUGGCCUCAGUGCCAUGGUGCUCAAUGAUCUCCUGGGCAGGAAGCUCAGCAUCAUGUUCUCUGCCGUGCCCUCAGUUAUUGGCUAUGCCCUCAUGGCUGGAGCUCAGGGCCUCUGGAUGCUCUUGCUGGGAAGGAUUCUGACUGGCUUCGCGGGAGGUCUCACAGCUGCCUGCAUCCCAGUUUAUGUAUCUGAGAUCUCCCACCCUGGAAUUCGAGGGACUCUGGGGGUCAUGCCCCAGAUCAUGGCUGUCUUUGGGUCACUCUUGCUCUAUGCUCUGGGCUUGAAGAUACCCUGGCGCUGGCUGGCAGUAGCUGGAGAAGUGCCCAUAUUCAUCAUGAUGGUUCUUCUGUGCUUUAUGCCCAACUCCCCCCGCUUCCUCCUCUCCCGGGGCAAGGAGGAGGAAGCUCUGGAAGCCCUGGCCUGGCUCCGAGGGAGGGACACAGACUUCCAGAGGGAAUUCCAACAGAUCAAGAACAGUGUCCAGAAACAGAGCAGUCGACUGUCCUGGUCCGAGUUACGGGACCCUUUCAUCUACAAACCCAUUGUCAUUGCUGUUCUGAUGCGAUUCCUGCAGCAGCUAACAGGGGUCACGCCUGUCCUGGUCUACCUACAAUCUAUCUUCCACAGCACGGCUGUCCUGCUGCCCCCAGAAGAGGAUGCAGCCAUCGUGGGGGCCAUGAGACUUGUCUCUGUGCUCAUCGCAGCUGUCACCAUGGACAGAGCAGGUCGGAAGAUUCUUCUCUUUGUCUCAGCAUCCAUCAUGUUUGCGGCAAACUUGGCCCUGGGGCUCUAUAUCCACUUGAAUCCACAGCAUCCAGCCCCCAACACCACCAUGGAUCUGACCCAUGUGGCCCUUGAGGGUUCAGGGUCAGGGAGCUACCUUAUGCUGGUGCCUCUCUUUGCUACCAUGCUCUUCAUCAUGGGCUAUGCCAUAGGCUGGGGUCCUAUCACGUGGCUUCUCAUGUCUGAAAUCCUCCCACUAAAGGCCCGAGGUGUGGCCUCAGGACUCUGUGUGCUGGUCAGCUGGCUCACAGCCUUCAUGCUCACUAAGUCUUUCCUGCUGGUGGAGAAUGCUUUUGGCCUUCAAGUGCCAUUUUACUUCUUUGCCGCUGUGUGCCUGGUGAAUCUGGUCUUCACAGGCUGUUGUGUGCCAGAAACCAGGCGCCGGUCCUUGGAACAAAUUGAAUCGUUCUUCAGGACAGGGAGAAGGUCCUUCCUGAGAUAGGAAGGUGCCUCGGGCUCCCGGGCUAAGAGGAGAGAUCAGGCUUUGGGGGACUGGGAGGUCCUCAGAGGAAGAGAUCAGGAGGUGAUGGCAACACCAGAUGGGAUCGAGAACAACCAAUACUUACUACAUUCUGACCAAGAAGUGGCUCCCAGGUCUGAGCCAUGAUUCCUGGUAUCUGCCUCCCACUACACACAGAGCAGAUUUGAAGAUGUGCCUCCAUCUCUACCUGGAAACCUCUAGAGUCUACAUUGCCCACAGACUGCUAGAUUCUGUGGGCCAAGCAAUCCUAGCCCAGGGAGAAGGCCAGAGAUAAGGGACUAGCACUUAUUAAUCAACUGGGAUCAAAGAAUCGAGAUCCCAGAGAGCACUGGACAAGGAGUGAUAAGAGCCAGGUCCUGAUCCUGGCUCUGCCACCAACCUCUCUCUCCCCAUUACCUUACCUGUUCAAUGGGCACCAUAAUUCCUACCCUGCCUGCUUUGUGGCAGUGAUAGUGAGGAUCAAACACAAUAAUGAAUUUGACUGCAUUUUGGAAACCAUGAAGCCCUGUCAUAACAUGAGAAAUCCUUGUUACUGACCGGUAUGUAUCUCUAGAGGAAUAUGGAUUCUGGGGAAUGGUGAAGCAAGGGCCUCCUCACCAAUGAAUGGUCAGUGGAUAUUGCCUGGGACAUUUCUCAAAAACCCUAGGCAGAAACUGCUCAGUACUCUCCUCCAAACAGGCCCUAUCAGCUGACAAUGGAGCAGUAGAACUCAAACCCAAGUUAGAUGGAAAGCUGGGACCUUAAAGGAGAAGAACAGGGAGUAUGGGAGCUGGGUAGUCCACAGCUGCUUUAGAAGAAAGAAUGAAAACACCCUCCUGCUUCUCAUAUUUCACACAAAAUUCCCCAAUAAGUCUAUGUCUAUAGCCAUUUGUAAAUGAAUAUGAAAUACUUUAUGUAUUAUUUUGGGGGGUGGGGGGUUGUCGCGGUGUCGAGUUGUCCCAAACCAUCCACAUUCACUUGCCCAGCUGCCUCAUGAUUAAUAAACUUUCAAGAUAAUUGGCUGGAAUCAGGGUUCAAUCUGUAGUGACAGAAUAGAGCAAGCCACCUUUAACUAUUACCACCACCAUCACUUACUAAGUAAAAGUCCAGGAUGAUCUUUUCCCCACCUCUGGAAAAUAGAGUUGGACUAGAUAAUCCCCAAGAUCACUUCCGGUCCUGACAUGCUAUGAUUCAGGAAGAGCAAAGAACUUGAUCUCUUAUAAAGAAUUCCAUAACUAGCUGAGUUGCCCAUUUUCCAUGAAAUGAAAACCCAAACAGAACUUUUCAGAGGGCACAGGUCAAAUCACUGGAGAAAUCUGGGUUCCCCACAGAAAGCCUCAUGCCAGCUCAGGCCCAGUUCACAGCACCUGUCAGACUUGGAAGGACAAUGAUGGGCUAUCUUCUUCCAUCUGGCUCUGGCCUAGCCAACUUUGCCCUCAUGACAUGAGUGGUCUAGUUUGGAAACCUUUCCUCACUUAGCCUUAAUUUCACUGUCAGAGAUGGUUCUUCACCCCUGCCCCAGGACAGCUAGGCUUUGGCAAAAUUGUGAAGCUUCCUCAGUAGUCUAGAAAAAGAUUUGAGGGGGGGGUGGGGUGAAAAAGGAAUGGUGGAAGCUGAGGAUUCAACCACUGGUUCCAAAUAUCUGAAGAGGUUUUCAAUUUGUUAGAGAGGAAGAGCUAGACUGAAUUACCAGGAGAUAGGUUUAGAGCUCAACAUAAGAAUGAACUUUUUUUUUAGUGAGGCAAUUGGGGUUAAGUGACUUGCCCAGGGUCACACAGCUAGUAAGUGUUAAGUGUCU
Dromiciops gliroides (monito del monte) is the source of this 3702-nucleotide messenger RNA. RefSeq names its product solute carrier family 2 member 6 (gene SLC2A6). Gene Ontology annotation, biological process: transmembrane transport. Gene Ontology annotation, cellular component: membrane. The record is from RefSeq and is a predicted model, not a curated record. The coding region runs from base 381 to 1886 and encodes 501 amino acids. The transcript is spliced from 10 exons. Lineage: Eukaryota; Metazoa; Chordata; Mammalia; Microbiotheria; Microbiotheriidae. Gene Ontology annotation, molecular function: transmembrane transporter activity.